Melampsora larici-populina 98AG31 is the source of this 3569-nucleotide messenger RNA. RefSeq lists its product as uncharacterized. Bases 1 to 3309 code for a protein of 1102 amino acids. Lineage: Eukaryota; Fungi; Basidiomycota; Pucciniomycetes; Pucciniales; Melampsoraceae. Gene Ontology annotation, cellular component: Cdc73/Paf1 complex. The record is from RefSeq and is a predicted model, not a curated record. The transcript has 13 exons. Gene Ontology annotation, molecular function: RNA polymerase II complex binding. Gene Ontology annotation, biological process: regulation of DNA-templated transcription.
AUGGCGAGCGACUUACCAUCUUCAGCAUAUAGAAUUUUGGAUGUACCACUCAAUAACAAUACCGAAUCUCUUGAACUUGACUUGGAUGAAAUUUGUGGUGGCGAAGGUUCUGUGGAUGAAAUCGUUGGAAUUUUUGUAGGAGAAAAACUUUCAGUUAAAUAUUGGACGAGAGGUGUGAUGGAAUAUUGGAGGAGAGAUCUAAGAGAGGACGGUGUUAGCUUGGGAGAACAAGGAUUACAAGGGAGAUCCGAGGAAUGUCUACCACUCCUUUGCCAGCUCGUCACUGGUCUAAUAUGUCUGGCGAAGAACCUACCGACGAUGAAACUAGAGACGGCUUCAUACGAUCUCUUACCCGAUGCUCAACCUAUCAAAGAGGUUUAUCUGUCCAGGGCUCUACUGUAUGUGAAUGAAGCCACAGCGAUCGAUCCCAAGAAUCCACUGGUGCUCGAUGCGAGAGCCAAAAAGGAGUUCGACCAGGUAUUCAAUACGUGUGAACAAAUCUUGAAGGACAAGCCGACUCAUCUACCGGCACUAUUAGCCAAGGCUCGGGUACUUUUUCAUCGCAAGUACUAUCGACCAGCCUUGAAGAUCUACCAGCAGAUCCUCAGUCACGCCCCGAUGUUCUUGCCCGACCCAAGGAUUGGGAUUGGGUGCUGUUUUUGGUUCCUGGGUGAAACCUCCAUGGCAAAGAAAGCAUGGCAAAGAAGCAUUGCGGUGCAUCCAGGUAAAGCUUCUCAGAGUGCUCAAGUCCUCUUGGGUCUGGUCAAUUUUCAUGCAUCUCGUGAUAUCCAUCUAUCCGAUGAGGCCAAGUUGUCGGCCUAUCAAGAAGGAAUGUCAUACAUUCAAGGUACCUUCAAGACAAAUCGUAACAUAGCUAUCUCUGCCGCGGUCCUUGCCAGUCACUUCUUGACGGCCAACAAUUGGGCUACUGUCAGUUUUGAGGGACCUCAUCUCGUCUGGGCUACAAAAAUGGCAGAACGGGCUGUACAGUAUGCUGAUGCGAAUCCUAUCCUUGUCGAAGCUCGCUUGGUUCUGGCCAGAGCUUUUCACGCUCAAGGUAAACUGGUAGAGGCUCAGAAAGAGUAUCAAGCUGCAAUCACCCUGGAUCGGUCCGUCUUGAACCCAGUCUUAGGAGUCGCGCAGAUAAUGGUUGCGCAGAAUGAGUAUGUACCGGCAAUCAACACAUUUGAAAAUGUUUUACGCCGGCAACCACGAUGUAUCGAAGCAUUAGUGAAUCUAGCCGCACUUCGAACUCAUCUGGCCUUUACAUCGAGCUCUUCAACAGAAGCAGCCGCCGAAAAGACCAAAGCUCGAGAUCUUUAUGAGCAAAUCACAAGACUCUUUGCCACCCGGAUCAAAAAACCUGGCGCUGCCCCUCAAGACCCUGGCAUCAUGCCUCCACGGAUCAGGGAAGUAGCCAGCGAUCCUGACCUCUAUAUUGAUAUUGCUCGAUUAUCCACGGAUACCGAUAUUGGUCGAGCACUGAAAGGCUACUGUCAGUCGCUCGCUGUCAGGAAAGACUUGGAGAAACCGAUACCUGCCAUGUUGUUCAACAAUAUCGGCGUCUUAGAAUGGAAAAACGGAAACCUAAGAGAAUCUCAGGAGCAGAUCGAGAGCGCAUUGGCAGCAACCGCGAGCGCUGUGGUGGGCGAUGAAACGGAGAGGGAAACUAAUGAAAGGGCUGCAGUAUGUAUGCUGUACAACUUAGGGGUGGUCUGUGAAGACACAGGGGAGAAAGAAAAGGCUAAGGACAUCUACGAAAGGAUUUUGAUUCGACAUCCUGAAUAUGUUGAUGCGAAAGCACGGCUAGCGUUGAUGCAUCUGUCGCAUAGGAACUUUGACAAAGCAAAUGGCUUACUAAAGGAAGCCUUGACGUCUCAAACCGGAAAUGGCGAGUUGAGAGCCCUCUAUACUUACUUUCUAAUCGAAUCGAAUCAGAUCAAGCAAGCUCGAGAUUUCUCAGUUGCGACGCUCAAGGAUCACGACAAGCAAGACAUAUAUGCUUUAUGUGCAUCUGGUGCUUUGCUAUAUACCCAAGCUCGCGAAAACAAAGACCCAGGUCCCGAAGCCAGUAUGGAACGUGCCAACAGGUUUUUUCGUGCAGCAGAAUUUUUUGAGAAAGCUAUUCAACUUGAUCAUCAUUGUGCUUUCGCUGCACAAGGUUUGGCGAUUGCUUUGGCGGAGCAUGUCAUCGGUGGUGCUUCUAUGGGAAGCCAGAAUGGACAAAGCUCGGGAACGGAUGGAAAUGCUAUCAGAGCGAAGAACAUUCGAGAUGCAAUCACUAUAUUCACAAAGGUGAAGGAAGCUGUAAAUGAUGGCAGUGUUUAUGUCAAUUUAGGACAUUGUUAUUAUCUUCGGGACGAAUUUGAACGCUCAAUAGAGAACUACAACACGGCAUCCAAACGAUUUUACCAGGGUAAAAAUAUCCCGGUUUUACUCUAUCUAGCUCGAGCUUGGUUUCAAAAAGCUAGCAAAGAUCAAAGCUUUGUUUCGCUACGUAACGCUCUAACGAAUGCUCAGGCUGCCCAGGAACUCAAUCCACGGGAUGCAGCCACUGCAUUCAAUGUAGCCUUGAUCCAGCAAAAGGGCCUUGAACUUUUGCUUGAUCUGGACGCAGCUAAACGGACACUUUCUGAUAUCAAAAUCGCCAUCGCAGAUGCUCAGGCGGCUCAAGAGGCAUUUGCUACGUUAGCUAGUCAGAAACCUGGAAGUGUGCCUUUUGAGACGGAUAUUGCACAUCAGCGAAAGCGGUACGGUGAAAGUUUAUUACGACGAACUGCAGAGAUACAAGACGCACAGCAAGAGUACGAAUCUACUGAGUCUGCCAAGAUCGAACGAGCUCGCCAGGAACGAGAAGCUGAGAGACAAAGAAUCGCAGAAGCUGAGCUCUCCCGAUUGCAAGAGAUGGCGGCUAAAAAUGAAGAACUUGCACGUAAACGACAAGAAAUGCAGGAAUCUGCUGCAUCGUGGUAUGUCAAACGCGAGAGCGAUAAUGAGAGCGAUGGCGGUAAGAAGAAGAAGAAACAAGGAGGCGCCAAGCGAAAGACGAAGGAAAGUGGAGUAACUAUUGUUGAUGAUGGUGAUCUCAACGAAGAAGGAACAGAUAUUGAGGAAAAGAAACCUAAACGCAAGCGUACGAAGAAACAGAAAGACCGAGAGAAUGAUACGCCGGCUCGCGGAGUCAGGGCUGUCUCGACGGCUGAUGAUGAAAAUGAAUCUGAUGACGGGCCGACAUUGAAACCCAAUGGGAAGCGGAAGUCGAACAAAAUUUAUAAAAGUGCAGAAUUUGUCGAAGACGACAGCGACUGAUCGUAGUAAGGAUCCAUUCAUGGAAUGGCUUAGGUUAAUUGGACAAUUGAGCUCUUAACUUUCCAUUGAUAUAAGAUGUCUCCCCAUAUGACCAGAAAAUGGAUGGAUGGACGGACCUCAUGGUUUUAUUCACACUUGUACUUACUCAGGUUGUUGUUUGUUAGGCUUGUGUUGUCAUUUUAUCUUCCUCAGUCGAUUUAUCCAAUGUAUCAUAUGCAGAGUUUUCUCUAUACGUAUAGGAAAAUCUCUUUCUGAAAACU